AUGUUCUACAAAACAUCAAUGAAUGAGGAUACACUAUUCAAAACUCUUGAUUUACUUUGGGUGAGGCCAAGAAACUUUAAUAAUACUGAACUGACACUACUGUACAAAAAUGUAAGACCGAUCGCAACACAAAAAUACAAUGAUACCAUGGAGUUAUUUUACACUAUAUAUGGUAUACCACCUGUACACCAUAUUUAUUUUAAAUCUUUAAAUUGGAGAAGAAUGAAUUAUAAAUUACGAAAUAUCAUUUGAAUGUAACAUUUUUUUAAUAGUGAAUAAAAGUUGGAUAUUUUUUUAACUUUAUAACACAAAAUUGUAAUAUUUUUUUUUUUAUUUUAAGAGAAUUUUAUUUUAUUAAAGUGGCUUAAUAAAAUGAAAAUUUCUAACCGUUAUUUUUGAGUGGCUUCCAUUUAUAACUAUCAAAAACGUGUUAUUUUUCUAAACAAUUAUUUAUUUAUCAUACUAAUAAUUAGAAACACAAAAAUAUACUAUAUUAUCAUUUACCAACAUUUUUAAAUUUAUCAAAACGCAAACUGUAAAAUAUACCUUGAUUUAAAGAUAAAUGGACUUAGGCCACUUUCAAAAUGGAGAAUCACUUUGACCACGGCUUUUUCGUUUCUUGAAGCUGUCUCAGCUUGAACACCAGUUAUAGAUCUUUCGAUACUAUUCACGAUAUUUGUAAAUUAUGAUUACUUUAAUCGAAACAGCUUCAGUGAUAUUAGCCAUCUGUAGGACAUAUAAUGUAUUUUAUUUUCGAGCUUUCUCGAAUAAUUGCCGAUUUGUGAUUUUUCGCGAGUUAUAAAUGCGUUGUUAUAUAAAUAGAACUGAUUAUGAUUAGAUUCUGGGAAUGCCAAAAUUAUGUGAUGCGGCUUCCGGUAAGGAAGGAACCGACACUAUCUACCGUGGUAAAUAA
This is a messenger RNA of Heterotrigona itama, 913 nucleotides long. The record is from the annotation of a GenBank genome assembly. Lineage: Eukaryota; Metazoa; Arthropoda; Insecta; Hymenoptera; Apidae.